This is a messenger RNA of Phaeodactylum tricornutum CCAP 1055/1, 516 nucleotides long. RefSeq lists its product with no specific name. Gene Ontology annotation, cellular component: nucleus. Lineage: Eukaryota; Bacillariophyta; Bacillariophyceae; Surirellales; Neidiaceae. The annotation marks the transcript as partial. Gene Ontology annotation, molecular function: protein tyrosine phosphatase activity. Gene Ontology annotation, biological process: protein dephosphorylation. The record is from RefSeq and is a predicted model, not a curated record. The transcript has a single exon.
CCCACAUUGAUUGUAGUCAAACCGAUGCAGUUUCUCAUCAUGGAUGCUCCUCGCCAAGGUAACCUUCACGUCUAUAUUAAAGAGAUGCGCAAGUACCACGUGACUGAUGUUGUGCGAGUUUGCGAACCGACGUAUCAAGGUGGUGAACUUAGCAACGCCGGGAUUUCCUUGCACGAACUCGAGUACAAGGACGGAACCUCUCCACCCAAAGAUCUCAUCGACACGUGGCUACAGCUGGUUGAAAAGACUUUCUACGGAAAGACGCAGCAGUCCAAUGGCGACAGUACCAGCAAUUGCAUCGCGGUGCACUGCGUGGCCGGACUGGGACGGGCACCCGUCAUGGUGGCAAUUGCUUUGAUUGAAUUUGCCAGUAUGGAUCCAGUUGAAGCCGUUACCUUUAUUCGCCAGAGGCGCCGCGGAGCAAUCAAUGAAAAGCAGCUGCUUUAUUUGGAAGGCUACAAGAAGCAGUAUCGACGAGGCGCCGGUCCGGAAGCGUCGUGUUGCGUGAUUCUCUAG